Messenger RNA from Engraulis encrasicolus (European anchovy), 1968 nucleotides. RefSeq names its product regulator of G protein signaling 9b (gene rgs9b). Bases 1 to 1968 code for a protein of 655 amino acids. The transcript has 20 exons. Gene Ontology annotation, biological process: positive regulation of GTPase activity; regulation of G protein-coupled receptor signaling pathway; intracellular signal transduction. Gene Ontology annotation, molecular function: GTPase activator activity. NCBI's taxonomy places the organism in Eukaryota, Metazoa, Chordata, Actinopteri, Clupeiformes, Engraulidae. Gene Ontology annotation, cellular component: neuron projection; plasma membrane; cytoplasm. The record is from RefSeq and is a predicted model, not a curated record.
AUGACAAUCAAAAACGUUCACGAUUACGGACAGCGGCACCGACCACGGGUGGCAUGCCUGAAGAAGGUGGAGGCCCUGAUGCUGGAGAUGCAGGACCCAACGUCAGGUGUGAAGUCCCAGACCCAGCGUCUCGUCAUCACCACAAUACCUCACGCUCUCACAGGGGAGGAUGUGGCAGCGUGGCUUGCAAAACGUUUUAAUAUAGACACUGAAGAGGCGUGUGCCAUUGGGACGAUGAUGGUGGCGUUUGGGUACAUCUACCCCCUGAGGGACCACAAGAGACUCAUCCUCAAGCCAGACGCAUCACUCUACCGAUUCCAGACUCCAUACUUCUGGCCUGCUCAGCAGUGGCCGGUGGAUGACACAGACUACGCGAUCUACUUGGCAAAAAGAAAUAUACGCAAGAAAGGAGUUCUUGAGCUGUAUGAGCAGGAACAAUACAAUAACCUGCACAAAUGGCUGAAUCAUAAAUGGGACUUCAUUGUAAUGCAGGCCAAAGAACAGUACAGAGCGGGGAAGGAGAGGAAAAAGCCGGACAGAGUGGUGUUUGACUGCCAGGAGAGAGCAUACUGGGUCGUACACAGGCCGCCACCAGAAACAGUCAGUGCCAUGGACUUGGGAUUGCUGCGUCUCGUGGAUCCCAACCAGGGCGAGGCCAACACGUCAGACUUCUACAGAAGAAUCAUUAUUUUCACAGAGCAGUGCAUCAUGAGACCAAGGGUUAAAUCAUCAGUGUCCCUCGGAGCUAUUGUAAAGUACAUGACCACCUACACGUCGCAUGACCCCUUCCUGGCCCCGAUUCUGCCCAGUAACCCCUGGCUAACGGAGGAUAACUCCCUCUGGAAACUCAACAUGCCUUAUGCGGAGAACCCAACAAAGAUGAGAGUGGAGCGCUGGACCUUCAGCUUUGGAGAGCUGCUGAGUGACCCGCUGGGGAGAGAUGGCUUCCGGCUCUUCCUGAAGAAGGAGUUCAGCAGUGAGAAUCUGGCUUUCUGGGAGGCGUGUGAGGAGGUGAAAUGGGGCUCUGCAUCAUCGAUACAUGAGAAAGCCCAGCAUAUCUACAAGACAUUCCUGGCGCGUGGUGCCCCUCGGUGGAUCAACAUCGACGGCAGGACCAUGGAGGUGACCGUGAGGGGACUCAAGCACCCCCAUCGCUUUGUGCUGGACGCGGCCCAGACCCACAUCUACAUGCUCAUGAAGAAGGAUAAGUAUGGACGCUACAUCAAAUCCCCUGUGUAUAAUGAGAUUAAGACGGCAGCCAUUGACCCAGCAGCCCACAACUUCAAUGAGGCGCAGAUUGAGCAGAACGCUAAGAAGCGCCGGCCGAGCCUGAGCCCCAUCAUCCUGCGCCAGAUGGAGGAGGAGCAGAAGGCCAAGCUGGCGGCCAGCGCCCCCGUAGACAUCACCCAGCUGUGUCGGUUCACUGCCCCGGUGCCCCACCUGGCGGUGUACUCGGGCAUCUGCGAGACCCAGUCGCUGGCCUCUCCUGGAGGCCUGGCCUCGGCCAUCACCCUCCCCAACACUGCCGCCUGCCCCUCUCCCAUCAGUGUGGCCAUCGACAGCACGCCCGCCUCCGAGCGUCGCUUCGAUGGGACCCACGCCACCGGGCCAGGUAUGGGCACGGAUGAGGAGGGAAGCCAGACGCCAGUGGCCAGUCGGCCCCGUAUGACGCUGUCCCUUGGCAGGCUGCUGCGGCGCGGCUGCAACGCCUCCUUGGUAUUCGCCAGCCUGUCGCCCAAGUGUGCCGUGGCGGCGGGCAGUGGCCGGGUCACGCCAUUGGGUAGUGCCGAGGCGCAGCCUCAGAACACUCAGCACCGCAGGCUGGCAAACUUUUUCCAGAUCAAAGUGGACAUCCCCCCGGAGUGCCGCAUCUAUCCCAUCGAUUCGGAGGACGAGCAGGAGAGUCCUGGCUCCGCAAGAGCAGCUGUGAAGGAGAUCAUCUGCCCUUGGGAGUCCGUCACAAAGUAG